AGAACCCGCAGGAGUCAGAGUGGACUUCAUCUCUCUCUCCAGAGCAGACUUGAGUGCUGAUCGAAAGCUGUCAAGAUGGACCCACGGAUUCCUCCCUGGUGUAUUGGAUUAUUUCUGGUGCUGAGGUUCUCGGCAGCUCAGCAGCUGGACGAUGGAGGCUCUCGGGACAAUCUGGAUCUGACCGAGUUCAUCGGCUUCCCUCUCCCGGAGUCGGUCUCCUUCGUGACGGGCUUCCAGGGCUACCCCGCCUAUAGCUUUGGACCCGACGCCAACGUUGCCCGUGUCACCAAGUCGGUCUUGCCGGACCCCUUCUACUACGACUUUGCCAUCACCGUCAUUGCCAAGCCCACCACACGGCAGGGCGGCGUCCUCUUUGCCGUCACAGAUGCGGCCCAAAAGGUGGUCCAAUUGGCCGUGGCGCUCUCUGACGUGGAGGAUGGUUCCCAGAGGGUGCUCUUCUACUACGCUGACCCCACCACCGGAGGCGAGAUCCGGGAAGCGGCCUCCUUCAAGAUGGCCGACCUGACGGGAAGGUGGGCCAGGUUCACCUUGACGGUCGAGGGGGCCGAGGUGAGUCUCUACAUGGACUGCGAGGAGUACCGUCACGUGGCCUUCCAUAGGAGCCCUCAGCCCCUGACCUUUGAGGCCAGCUCAGGGGUCUUUGUGGGCAGCGCGGGGGCCUCGGGCCUGCCCCACUUUGUGGGUUCCAUCCAGCAGCUGCUGCUCAAGUCUGAUCCCACGGCCCGCGACGACCACUGCGAGGAGGACGACCCUGACGUGUCUGGAAGCGGUGACGACACUUACGAGGACAUGGAGAGAAAAGAAGUCAAGAAAGUUUUCGAAGAGAAGAAGUACACAAAGGAAGGGGUGCAGCCCAGGUACAGUAGCCCGGUCCAAGCCCCACCCACCGAGUUGCCUCCCAGCUACGACGACGAUGAUGAAAUUGGAGACGACUUGGAAGAGGCUUCCGGGCAAGGAAUACAGACCAUCACCCCUGCGGCGACGGUGCGACUCGGCCUUUCACCAAAAGCAGCCUCCAAGUCCAAUCCCGUGUCUGCGGGACUGAAAGGCGAGAGAGGUGAGCCGGGCCCGCAAGGCCCCGCCGGCCCACCGGGACAAGACUCAGAACUUGCAGGCGAGCCCGGACCCCGCGGUCCGCCGGGACCUCAGGGCCCUCCUGGAACUGAAGGCAAAGACGGACCACAUGGAGCAAAAGGAGAAAAUGGCACUCCAGGAGCCAAUGGCCUUCCAGGAUUCCCGGGCCUUCGAGGAGAGCCUGGAUCCAAAGGCGAAAAGGGUGAUACUGGAGUCGGACAGCCAGGCCUUCCAGGACCUCCCGGACCUCCGGGCCGCUUCUCCUCCAAGUUGCUGGAGGGCUCGGCUUCGGACUUGGACGAAUCUGACGCCGAUAUGGAGAUCAUUCGAGGACCCCCCGGCCCUCCGGGACCCCGAGGCCCCCCCGGGGCCCCAUCUGAAGAAGUCAUACCUGGACCACCCGGGCUUCCUGGGAAAGACGGAGAAAAGGGCCAAGCUGGACUUCCUGGAGUUGAUGGACACAAAGGAGAACAAGGACCUGCUGGAGACAAGGGAGACAUGGGAGAACCUGGAGUAGAAGGCCAACCAGGACCAAAGGGAGAGCAGGGCCCUCAGGGCUUGCCCGGACUUCAGGGGCCCGAGGGUCCAGAGGGCAGGGUCGGGUCCCAGGGUCCAGCAGGUCCCCCCGGACCACCCGGCCCCGCCGCCAAAGCAUUUACCAUUGAGGAUCUGCAAGGUUCACCGUUGCUCAGCGGUCCUGCUUCGGAACUGUUUCGGGGUCUUCCGGGGACUCCUGGACUUCGAGGACCUAAGGGUGAAGAAGGCCCCCAUGGUCCUGCCGGAGAGCCAGGUCUUAAGGGGGAGCCCGGUGCUGUCGGUCCACCCGGCUCAGCAGGACCGGAGGGAGCCAAAGGUUCUGAGGGUCUUAAGGGAGACGCCGGCGCUCUGGGACCAAAGGGCGAGCCAGGACGCGAUGGCCUCACACUACCCGGCCCUCCUGGACCUCCGGGACCCGUCUUCAGCCUCAGCGAACUCCUACUCAACGACACGGACGGCCUCUUCAACCUCUCUGGGAUUUUCGAGGCUCACGGAUUGGUUCGACAACAAGGCCCCAAGGGAGACGCCGGUGCGCAAGGUGUUGAUGGAUUUCCAGGACUCAAGGGGGAGAAAGGCGAGCCAGCGAUGAUCAUAUCUGAGAAUGGCUCCACCUAUGACCUGUCUGCUCUAAAGGGGGACAAAGGAUACAAGGGUGAUGUCGGUGCAAGCGGACCUCCCGGACAAAUCGGACAGAUGGGAAUGCCAGGACCAAAAGGGGACUUUGGUUUCCCCGGAAGACCCGGCCGUGUUGGGAUGACGGGACCCAAAGGAGAGAAAGGAGAAUCUGUCGGCAAACCCGGACUCCCGGGCCCUCCCGGACGCCCCGGCCGCCCUGGAAUGUUCCGAUGCUACAACGGAAGCGUGUUUCCCGUCCCCGGCAGACCCUUCUGCAAAACACCGCUCAAUCCCGACGGGAGCGCUACGAUGGGUGACCAUGGGAAAGGACAAAAGGGAGAACGAGGCCUUCCCGGCAUUCCGGCGCCACCUAACACAUUCAAAGGACGCUUGGCAGUGAAAGGCGAGCCGGGCCUCGAUGGAGAAAGAGGAGAAAAGGGCGAGGCGGGGUUGCCCGGGAAACCGGGUGCUCCAGGGAAACAAGGGCCAGUGGGACCCAAAGGUGAGUCUGUGCUCGGACCACAAGGCCCCCGCGGGGAGCCGGGAACUCCGGGUUCCCCGGGCUACGGCAGACCCGGUCCGGCAGGGCCCCCCGGACCACCGGGGCAGACGGGAAGCUGGUCGCUGGGCUUUGGCAAAAAAGACGUGCGUAUCCCCGGACCACCAGGACCACCCGGGCCCCCUGGACCCGCCGGAUACCCCGGCGCACGUGGGCCCUUCGGAGGUUCUGCCGCGGUGACGACGUUUUCCUCGGUUGACUCCAUGAUGCAGAAGACGGCCAGGGAAGCAGAGGGCAUGCUGGCCUACGUCGUGUCCGCAGGGCGCCUCUUCCUCAAGGUGCCCGAGGGCUGGAAGGAGAUACAGCUUGGCAGCCUGCUGCGCCCCUCCAGUAGCAUCCUCCCACAAGACGAGCCUCGCGCUGCCCAGCAAAUAUCCAGCAGCACAAUCGAGCGAGUGCGCUCCAUCGACAACAGGCUCAACUUGGUGGCUCUGAACCAGCCGCACACGGGCGACAUGUCGGGCCUGGACACGGCCGACCGGUUGUGCUACGAGCAAGCCAAGGCCAUGGGCCUGCCCCCCAACUACCGCGCCUUCGUCUCCUCCAGCAAGCAGGACCUGGUCCACGUGGUCUCCCCCGGCUUCAGGGACACUCUGCCCAUCACCAACCUCAGGGGAGACGUGCUCUUCAGGAACUGGAGGGCCAUCUUCAACGGUGAAGGAGGAGCCUUUGAUACCAGGAUACCCAUUUAUUCUUUUGACGGACGCAACGUGUUAGCCGAUCCUUUCUGGCCCGAGAAGAACAUCUGGCACGGCUCUAGCCAACGAGGUCUGCGUGCGGUGGACAAGCACUGCGAGACGUGGCGCACCGACCACAUGUCGGUGGCGGGCCAGUCGUCCGGCCUGACCUCGGGCCUGCUGCUGGGCCAGCAGACGCGCAGCUGCUCCAACGACUACGUGGUCCUCUGCGUGGAGACCCACAAGAACCCCUGAGAGGAAUCGGAAUCCCCCCUCGUCCGUUUGGCACAUAAAAUACGAAGCAUUGAUGGGGCCACUUUUUCCUUUUUUUUUUUUCUUUCCCAACUCUGGCUAGAGUUUAGGUUGCUGCAACUCUUGCCCACCCGAGAGACUUUUUUUUUUUAAUGCUCCCCAAAUAACCAGCCAUUGUCCAAUCCAAGGGAAGUAAACGACAGCUCUUAGGGGCUGUUUGGUUUUGUUUACACGUUGAUACAUUUGAUGCACUGUACUUCAUUUCUUUGCUUGAGCUUUCAUUUGUGGUGUUGGCUCAGCACCGGGCUAUUUAAUUUAAAUCCAUUAUUUAUAUGUCAUAGCACAUAAACAUGAAAUCAGAAAAUGAAAUCGAAGAAUGUAAUUUAUCAUUUGUUGUUUGUUGUGUUUUUAUACUUUUGUUUUCUUGCUAAUGGAGAAGAGUUGGGAUGCUUAUUUGAAAGGGUUGCAAGACUUCCAUAUGUCUUGCGACAUAUUUUCAUGCCGAAAGAAAAAAGUAGAAAAGAAAUUCAGGUGUUGGUUGGUGCUUUGAUAAAAAGAAUAAAGUUUUCUCCUUUCAAAA
Syngnathus acus (greater pipefish) is the source of this 4315-nucleotide messenger RNA. Its product is annotated as collagen alpha-1(XVIII) chain-like. The record is from RefSeq and is a predicted model, not a curated record. Bases 76 to 3738 code for a protein of 1220 amino acids. The transcript is spliced from 44 exons. Lineage: Eukaryota; Metazoa; Chordata; Actinopteri; Syngnathiformes; Syngnathidae.